Molecule: messenger RNA, 1383 nt
Organism: Mycosarcoma maydis (corn smut)
Lineage: Eukaryota; Fungi; Basidiomycota; Ustilaginomycetes; Ustilaginales
Exons: 1
Coding region: 1-1383 (460 amino acids)
Source: RefSeq, a predicted model, not a curated record
AUGUCGGCGAAAGCUAGUGACUCAUCGUUGCUCUGGAGUCCAGAGAACCUCUGGCGCGGUCCACCAGCGUCGUCGAUAUCUUCCAAGGUCAAACCAGUAGCAUCGAGCGUCCGUGUGGUCAAGAGAAAGCCGGUUCCCACAAUUCCAGCAGAGCUUUUGCAACAGCAUUUAUCCUCGAGCAGCUCCGUAUCCACUCUGAUUGCCACAACGCCUGUGCAGGCGGCAGAAACAGUGAGCUUUGUCACAGAUACUGGCGCCCCACCAACGCACGAGUCACCCAGUAGUUUGACGCUAACUGCCAGCUCAAUACACCCGCCUCAGCGACACUACCUUCUGGAGAUUGACACCCCUUUUUCUUCUCAAGAUGAUCAACGUGAUGCUGAUGACUCUGUUCAACAGCUCCUCCGCUCUACCCCCACGUCGCCAUCUCCUGCAGUCUAUCGACCGCGCAAGGGCCCGUUGAAAUGGGUGGCAGAUAGAGAAGAGCACGCUGCCAAUGCAUCAUCAUCUACUCUGUCUGUUCGACAGCCCACGCUAAGUCGUAAGACCAGCAUCUCGGCUCAUCUAAAGCUAUCUCUGCGACGCAACAAGACUGAGGACCAGCCCGGUACAAGCCUCACUAUUUCCGCGCCCACCAACUUUGUCCACAUUUGCACGGGUGCUGAAGCUCCAUCCGCUGUUUCUAACAGCGCCUCGCUUCGACGUACAUCCACCACCUCUCACCGUUUCUCGCAGCAUUCGUCCACCUCGUCCUCCCUGAGCAGGACAUCAUUGGAUACUGCAAACUCGAGCUCUCAUGAGCAAGCUGUGAACGAAGACAAGCCUUUGUACGCAGCUCUGGAGAAAAAGAACCCCCUGCGACCACUCAAGUCGAUUCGACGUCCUUCUAAGCUUUCCUUGAAGCAGCUCGAGCCCGUGCUAAAUCUUCCCAAUGGUCACCCGACGAGUCCCAAAGACAAGCGCAAAGGCAUUUAUGCGGCUCCUGGGUCAGUUCCGGAGAUCUUUGAACCUGCCCAGGUGUCAACACUCGCCAAAGCGUCCACGCCCGACCCGAACCCUCUCGCAUCGCCAGUCACUUCACGAGCCGGCGAGCACUUUGCCGCUCAACUCGACCGCUCCAUCGACCGUGCUCGUGGCCACUCUUCCAACCGAGGGGACCUCUCACCCGAGCCCGAGCUCAGCAGAAGUCCUGGUUCGGGCUACGGAUCAUCCAUGUGCGCAAGCAAUAGGUCUAGCCUGGGCUCGUUGCACGAGUUCCGCACCUUUCUCGAUUUCCCCGAUUUGAUGUCUGUGUCUCGACGCAACUCGGACAAGGAGAAGAACGAAGACGAUCUCUGGUCUGGCUCAGCAUUGGCCACACCCGUUCAUCUUCAGAAAUUUUGA